AUGGCGAAGACGUGGAGAACGCGCGCGUCGACGAAGGUUGUGGAGUACAUGGGAGCGACGCUGACGAGCGAUGACUUCAUCUCAUCGUGCGCGCCUUGGGGCGCGAUGUGCGUGACGCUCGGGACGAAGUACGUCCCGAUCGGGCUCCCGAGCGUGAUUGGGUCCGUGUUCUUGCUCGCGCCGAUGGUUUGGGCGUUUAAGGAGGUUCGAGCGAGGGAUAAAGAGAUUUUCCGACUGAGAGAGCGACUCGGGACGAACGCGGACGAGGACGCGUAA
This is a messenger RNA of Ostreococcus tauri, 276 nucleotides long. Its product is annotated as unnamed product. The record is from RefSeq and is a predicted model, not a curated record. Bases 1 to 276 code for a protein of 91 amino acids. NCBI's taxonomy places the organism in Eukaryota, Viridiplantae, Chlorophyta, Mamiellophyceae, Mamiellales, Bathycoccaceae. The transcript has 2 exons.